Molecule: messenger RNA, 4208 nt
Organism: Chlorocebus sabaeus (green monkey)
Lineage: Eukaryota; Metazoa; Chordata; Mammalia; Primates; Cercopithecidae
Source: RefSeq, a predicted model, not a curated record
CUCCUAAAGUGCUGAGAUUACAGGUGUGAGCCACUGCUUCUGGCCAUAUUUUUGGACCUAUUACAAAUGUUCUUGUGUCCAUAAUUUAGCUUCCAAUUGUUCAUUGUUAUUCUUUAGAAAUAAAAUUUGUGUGUUGACUUUUCACCUUAUGACUGCUAAACUCACUUGUCUAGUUCUGUAGACUCCUUGGGAUUAUAUUUGUAUAAUCAUGUCUUCUGUGAAGACGGGCAGUGAUAUUUCUGCGUUCCCGUGUUUUCUUUUUCUUUUCUUACGUUUCUUCACGGGCUAGGGCUUCCACUCUGUUAAAUAGGUACAGUAAGAGUGGACAUUUUGGCCAUGUUUGCAAUUUUAGGGGAGAAAUAUUCAGUCUUUUUAAAAAUAUGUUAGCUAUAGAAUCUUUUUUACUUACUUUUUUUUUUCUUAACCAGGUUCAGGAAGUUCCUUUGUAAUCCUAAAAUUUUAGCUAUUAUCUUUUAAAAUAUUCUUUGUUAACUUUUUUCUUUUGAUUCCUAUCUGGCCUGGGUGUUGUGGCUCAUGCCUGUAAUCCUAACACUUUGGGAGGCUAAGACAGGAAGAUUGCUUGAUAAUCAGGAGUCUGAGAGCAACCUCAGCAAAAGAGCGAAACUCCAGCUCUAUUUUAAAAAAAUGGUACAUCUGAUGUCUUACAAGUAUUUAAAACUUUUCUUCUUUUCUUUCUGGUGGAUAAUUUCUUUUGCUCUUCAAAUUUGCUCAACGUUUCUUCUGACAUUGCAAUCUGCCGGUGAUACUGUCAUGUGAAUUUUUAAUUGUUACUGUAUUUUUCAGCGCGAACAUUUAUAUUGGAUUCUUUAUUUUCAAUGUCUUUAUUGAGAUUUUCUUUUAUGGAAUUAUUGCCAUAUUUUCCUUUAAACACUUAAAUAUGUCUGAAAUAUUUUCCUUUAUGUUUUUUAAUAUAUUUAUCAUACUGGCUUUGAAGCUAUUGUCCACUGUUCUUCACUAGGGCAGACUCAGAGUUAGUUUUAAUGACUGCUUUGUUUUCUGAGUAUUAAUGACUCUUGGCUGUUUAUUUGCAAAUAUAUUAUUUUUGCUGCUGUUGGAACCUAAACAUUUUGCAUCUUCAACUCCUUUUUCCUUUUACUACUAAAAUUCACAGCACAUCCAGUGAGACCUGAACAGGACUGAAACCUUCAGUGUUUUUGUUGUGGCCGCCCCAGUGACAUCUUGGCUUCUACAAACCUCAUCCAGCCAGUUGUCUGCAGUUUCUUCUGUUUUAUGGACCCUGGACUUUCUGUAAGAUGGUGGUUCCCGUGGUGCUGCUGCCAAACGGCUCAGGGAUGCAGUCAUCUUUCCAUUUUGCUCCUUAGAUAGUUUCUGGCCUCUGAAAACCUAGGCAGUUAGCGCAGUGUCGUGACAGUCUCUUGUAAGGAGGAAGGGAGGGUACUGGAGUCUCCCAAAGACAUUUGCAUUUCUUCCCACCUCCCUGAGCCAUGGCAACCGUUACGGUCAAUCCCAUCAGAAAUGACAUAAUAUGCUCUAUGAGGUAAAACACCUAUGUUACCUCAUAUAAAAUGUUCAAAGCCAGAACUUGGACUUCGGGAAAUGUCACAUAUCCCUCUCCGGAAGCCCGCCUCCCAGCCUCUCGGUGUUCUUAGAGAUGGCGAAGGAUGGGGUUGCAGCACCAGAAUUCCAGAAUCGGAAGUUCUCCUCGGCCGCCGUAGGUGGACCAUAAACCUGUGCGAGGACUCCAGAAGUAGAAGCAGUUUACGGAAGUGUAACGUUGAGGCCUUUCUUGUGGAUCUGGAGAAAAUAGAGGGGAACCCGUAUCAGAAAGACUGCUGUCACAUUUUAAUGCCUCUCUAGACCUGAUAAUUUAAAGGGAGUCACAUUCCUCAGAUAAAAGAAACCUUAGAGCACAUCAACCUCAUUUACCACCUAGUUUAUCCACCCACAGGUUCUUACCCCUCAGGAGAAAAAGCAUCACCCGAAGAGGGAGGAAGUGGAUUUGGGUAUCACCAUUUCUAGGGGCACACUUGAUUGAAGACUGAGACUUCUGAAGAGAAGUCCAGAAGAUACAAAGACAGACCAUCCCAGUUGAAUGCUGUUUUCCAAGAACAGAAGAAAAUGAUCCAGGCCCAGGAAUCCGUAACACUGGAGGAUGUGGCUGUGGACUUCACCUGGGAGGAGUGGCAGCUCCUGGGCCCUGCUCAGAAGGACCUGUACCGGGACGUGAUGUUGGAGAACUACAGCAACCUGGUGGCAGUGGGGUAUCAAGCCAGCAAACCGGAUGUAUUCUUCAAGUUGGAACAAGGAGAACCACCGUGGACAAUAGAAGAUGGAAUCCACAGUGGAGCCUGUUCAGAAAUCUGGAAAGUUGAUGAUCAUGUGCUGAAGCGCUUGCAUAGUGAAAGCCUAGUGAACAGAAGGAAACAAUGUCAUGAACAUGAUGCAUUUGAAAAUAUCGUUCAUUGCAGCAAAAGUCAGUUUCUGUUAGGGCAAAAUCAUGAUAUAUUUGACUUACGUGGAAAAAGUUUGAAAUCAAAUUUAACUUUAGUUAAUAAGAGCAAAGGCUAUGAAAUAAAGAACUCUUGUGAGUUUACUGGAAAUGGGGACUCCUUUCUUCAUGCUAACCAUGAACGACUUCAUACUGCAAUUAAAUUCCCUGCAAGUCAAAAACUCAUCAGCACUAAGUCCCAAUUCAUCAAUCCCAAGCAUCAGAAAACACGAAAAUUGGAGAAGCAUCAUGUAUGCAGUGAAUGUGGGAAAGCCUUCAUCAAGAAGUCUUGGCUAACUGAUCACCAGGUAAUGCAUACAGGAGAGAAACCCCACAGAUGUAGUCUGUGUGAGAAAGCCUUCUCCAGAAAGUUCAUGCUCACUGAACAUCAGCGAACUCAUACAGGAGAAAAACCUUAUGAAUGCCCUGAAUGUGGCAAAGCCUUUCUCAAGAAAUCACGGCUCAACAUACAUCAGAAAACACAUACCGGAGAGAAACCCUAUAUAUGCAGUGAAUGUGGAAAAGGCUUCAUCCAGAAAGGAAAUCUCAUUGUACACCAGCGAAUUCAUACAGGUGAGAAACCUUAUAUAUGCAGUGAAUGUGGAAAAGGCUUCAUUCAGAAGACUUGCCUCAUAGCACAUCAGAGAUUUCACACGGGAAAGACGCCCUUUGUGUGCAGUGAAUGUGGAAAAUCCUGUUCUCAGAAGUCAGGUCUCAUUAAACAUCAAAGAAUUCACACAGGAGAGAAACCCUUUGAAUGUAGUGAAUGUGGGAAAGCCUUUAGCACAAAGCAAAAGCUCAUUGUCCAUCAAAGGACUCAUACAGGAGAGAGACCCUAUGGCUGCAACGAGUGUGGGAAAGCAUUUGCGUAUAUGUCGUGCCUGGUUAAGCAUAAGAGAAUACACACGAGGGAGAAACAAGAUGCAGUCAAGGUGGAAAAUCCUCCUGCAGAGAGGCACAGCAUAUUACACACCAGUGAUGUCAUGCAGGAGAAAAACUCCGCUAACGGGGUGACUACACAAGUGCCUUCCGUGGCCCCUCAGACAUCACUAAACAUCAGCGGCCUCCUCACAAACAGGAACAUAGUCCUUGUGGGACAGCCAGUGGUCAGAUGUGCAGCCUCAGGAGAUGAUAGAGGAUUUGCACAGGACAGAAACCUUGUGAAUGCGGUGAAUGUGGUUGUGCCUUCCGUGAUCAAUUAUGUCUUAUUUUAUGUUACAGAAAACCCAUAGGAAGAGAACUCAGAUCUAUGUGGGAAAAGGGUGGAGCAAAAAUUUGUAUUUCAUUAUGUGGCUGAAAAGCAUACACUGAGAGAAAAUGUAUAAGGCAGAGAAAGCCUGAUAAACUCAUCCUAUUUAAAUGUAUGCUGUGAUGCACAGGCAAAAUCUGAUGUUAGCCUAAACACAUACACAGCAAUUGCUCUAUUGUGUCAAAUAAAUGAGUAAAGGAAGCCCAAGUACUUCGAAGUGGAGGAAAUGAAGUACUGUGAAUUUUUAAGAGAUGAAAAAAUUGGUAUCAGGGGUGUUGCAGUGACUGAAAAACCCCAUAAGGGGCAGUUGGUGGGAAAGGGCUGAUACUGGAAUGGUGGAAUGUGGGACGCAUUUGUGUCAAUUCAGUUUCCUUAGACCAGUGUGAAGGAUUAAUUGAAAACCAGGACCAAAAACUUUCAGAACUAUAUUAUGCAGAGGGAUCUGUGAAACUAGUGAUUUUGUUUCAUUAAACAAAUAUUUUAAAAUUA